UCCAAGUCCAAGUCCAGGUCCAAGCAAGUCCGUCCAACCAACCAACCUCCACUAAGACUAAACUUGACUUAUCUUUUGGCCUUCCUUUCUUCUGCCUUAAGGCUUAUCCUCCCCAGGAACCCCCCUCCUGCCCAACCUUUUCCUUGCUUGUCCCUCCUCGUCCCCUUGUAGCAAAAAAAUCUCUUGGCCCAUUCAAGACUUUCUACCUGCAUCGCCGGACUCGUUCUUUUUUUCCCACCGGUCGAGGGUUGUGAUGAUUUGAUAUUUCUCUCCUUCAACAUCCAUCCACUCGUUGCAAUUUUACAUCCGACCGAGACUGUACAGGUACAGACAAAGGCUCAAAUCUCACAUAAUGGCUGUCGCUCUUCCGAGGCGAUUUUACUCGCUACUCUGGGUCGCAAUCCUCCUUGCGCUCGUUGUCUUCUUCAUCUUCCUCCGCGAAGACACCUGGUCUUCAAUUCCUCGACCUCCCAGCGGCUGGAAGAUUCCUUUCACCACAGACGAUGGCGUUCUUUCAUCAUGGAUGGGUGGUAGCAAGAAGAAGGGUAAGGACCCUAAGGAGCCCCUGCGCAUCAUGCUCGUAGAGUCCUCGGGCACACACGACGAGGUCGCCGCUGCUCUCAUGCACGCUUUCGGUAACCAGGAGGGUUCCUCGCUCGACGUCUACUUCGCCAACCAGCGCUUCAACAUGCAGGGCAUCAUGGCCAACUUCACCCUCGCUGCCAACGUCACCGUCCACAAGUGGGACAAGUUCGCCAACGAUGUCACCGAGAACCCCCCGCACAUCCUCGUCUCUACCACCUGCGAGUUCGAUCUCGACCGUGGCACCGAUCCUAUCGUCAACCUCCUCAAGACCGCAAACACCCAUCUCUUCUGCACAAUCCACCACGCUGAUCGAUGGGCCCAGGGCAAGUACGUCCAGGCCGUCCGCAGCUGGGCAGAGCACGAGCGCGUCGAUUUUGUUGGUCUGAGUCAGCACACCCUUGACUUCUUCCUCAACGACACUAUUCCCAAGUGGCACACGGCUGCUAACCUUACCACCCGCGUCAUUCCCCCGGUGUUCCCUGUCCACAUUCCCGACCCUGAUCUCGAGCCCGGCAUUUCUCUGUCUCUUCAGGGCGACUACUCUGACGGCCGACGUGACUACAACGGUGUCUUCAACCAUCUCGGCAGCGUCAUCCGAAAAGCCAACGAGGAGUCCGAGGGUCACACACCUCAGAAUGUCAGCCUUCACCUUAUCGGACACGGCACUCAUCCCUCGGUUCCCGAUCACGUUAAGGACCACGUCUUCUUCGACGAGGGUCUUUCUUACCCCGAUUUCUACACAUUAAUGUCCAAGUCUUUCGCUGUUCUUCCGGCGUUUGCCUCUGAGACAUACUUCGACCGCAAGGCUUCUUCAACCAUUCCCGCAGCUUUGAUCGCAGGAGCCCCCAUCGUUGCGACAGAGGAGCUGCUCAAGGCUUACUCUUACAUGCCCCGGGAGGCUACCUGGGUUGCCCGACCUGGUGAGGGCGAGAUGGACGUUAUUGAGCGAGUGAUUGAUGACCGAGACGGUUUCCUUAAGCGAAGGCAGGCAGUGAGGGAUUUUACCAAGUCCCUAUUGGAACAGAACCAGGCCAACACCAAGGCCUGGAUCAACGAGGCUUUCGAAAAGUAUAACCGCAACUAAAGACACUUAGAUAUGAUUUACUGGGAUUUUUGCACUUUUUUUUUUUAUUUGUACAAUACGAGGCACCAUUUCACAUGAUCGGGAAUCAGGAUGAGCGGCUCUAUGUUUCCAGAGUUUUUUGAACCAUGCAUGAACAAACAUUCUUAAUAUACGGUUUCUUAGUACAUUGAAAAUACAAUCACGAAAUACCACUUACAUGAA
Molecule: messenger RNA, 1870 nt
Organism: Fusarium oxysporum Fo47
Lineage: Eukaryota; Fungi; Ascomycota; Sordariomycetes; Hypocreales; Nectriaceae
Exons: 1
Coding region: 353-1669 (438 amino acids)
Source: RefSeq, a predicted model, not a curated record